Molecule: messenger RNA, 989 nt
Organism: Drosophila grimshawi
Lineage: Eukaryota; Metazoa; Arthropoda; Insecta; Diptera; Drosophilidae
Product: glycolipid transfer protein
Exons: 4
Coding region: 253-846 (197 amino acids)
Biological process (GO): intermembrane lipid transfer; ceramide transport
Cellular component (GO): cytosol; cytoplasm; membrane
Molecular function (GO): ceramide 1-phosphate binding; ceramide 1-phosphate transfer activity
Source: RefSeq, a predicted model, not a curated record
GAUAGUGAAUAUGCUGUGAUAGAAGCAACAAACAAGCAAACUUAAAAAAAAAAAUAUAUUUUUGGCAGAGGUCUGCCUGAUAAGAUAAACAUAUUGAAAAAAAAAGUGUAUAUUAUAUGUAUAGUUAAAUUCAUAUUGGCAAGAGACAAGAAAAACCUGCGCUAAUUACUAAUUGUGGCGCUUGUGUGUCAUUCACAUUUCAGAGCUCAACUGGAGCAGCAGCUGUAGGAUCGUACAGGAACCCAAUUAAAUAUGGUGGAUGCGCGCAUAAAAUUUAAAGUCUUGAAAGGCUUCCCGGAUGCGACGGAUAAAAUAGAAACGCAGACAUUUUUAAAUGCGGCAAAGGAAAUUGUAAUUGUAAUUGAAACCUUUGGGAAGCUCUUCACGCCCGUAAUCAGCGAUAUGAAUGGCAAUAUAAAUAAACUAACCAAGGUCUAUGGCACGGAUGUACUGAAAUAUCAAUAUCUGGAAGAUAUGAUUGUGACGAAUGUGAAUGUGGAUGAUUUUGCGGCAAAUGCGCUGCUCUGGCUAAAGCGCGGUCUGCAAUUAAUUUGCACGUUCUUCGAGAACAUCUACAACGAUGCACAAAACACAGAGGCACUGAAGCAUCAUUUACAGGAUGCCUACGAGCGCACCCUAAAGCCCUAUCACGGCUUCAUUGUCCAAAGCACCAUCAAGAUCAUCUAUAGUUGGGUGCCCACACGCAGCCAGCUGCUCGGCCAGGGGGCCGCCCAGCAGGAGAAUAUCGAGGUGCUGACCAAUUACUUGCCCACAAUGCGGGCACAACUCGAUCGGAUCGAUGCACUGCUCAAGGCGCACAGUUUGGACGAUGCGCGCAAAGUGUGAUUCAAGUGAUGAUGAUCGAAAUUCCUUUAGCUUGCUAGUUUAGCUUAUAUUAAUAGUACUAUACUAUACGCUGAUACAUAUACUAUUUAGAAUAUGAUGUUGUUUAAGUCGAAAUCCACAUAAACAUUAACGUGCACAUUGAA